Linum trigynum is the source of this 2733-nucleotide messenger RNA. NCBI's taxonomy places the organism in Eukaryota, Viridiplantae, Streptophyta, Magnoliopsida, Malpighiales, Linaceae. The record is from the annotation of a GenBank genome assembly.
GACAAGAUAGCAGCAAUUACAUACAAAAAAAUUAUUUUAAAAAAAUACGUAAUGAUCUAGAAUCAACCUUCAUCUCCAAAUAGUUACUCUAAUUACACGAAUUUCUUUUAUCCUAAUAAGUAAUCCGAAUUUGACCAACAAACAUCUACAUGUAUUGAUGAAUGAAUUUUCAAGUCUUAAAUUUUAAGCUUCAGAAUGCAUGUAUCUAGUGGUUAUGCCAUAUGUGAUUAAUCAAUCCUUGCUAUCGUUAAUGUAGCUUUUUAAUUCAAUCUUUAACACUUCAACUUUUUAGUUUUUUACCCGUCCGAUGAAAAAGGAAAUAAAACGGCUUUAAUAAGAAAGAAACUGAAAAAAAAAAAAACAAUGUGUAAAAUGCGCACACUUGUACUGGAUUACAAGAAAGACCAAAAGUUACAGUGAAACUGUCCCCUUUUGCUUUGGCGGCCACUCUCUCAGCAAAGAUUUCUCCCUCCCUCCAUUUCCCUUUCAUUGCUCCCACACCUUCGCCUCCCCUCGCUACAGAAACCCUAGAUAUUCUCCACUCCUCCAUAUUUCCCGCUCUCGGUUCACAUAGUUUCUCGAAUCUUGCGCUUCUCGAUUCCAUCUCCGACGAUGGAGGUUACACUAACGAGUGCCGCCGCCGCCACCUCCUCGACCAAGCAAGUAGAACAGCAGCAGCAGCAGCAGUUCGCUUUGGCUUCCCUGACUGACCUUACCUCUUGCUGUUCUUCUUCUUGUGUAGCUUCUGCGUCGUCGACUUCUUCCCCGGCAGUUGCGACGUUUUCCGCCGAUGACGGAGUCGCCGAGCUGCGAUUCCGCCGAGAGUCCGAUUCGGACGGCGGCGUUGUCAAUGUUGAUCUAACGACCGCUCAGAUAUGGAAGCUGGGGCCAACGCAGGCGGUUUGCAUAUUCGAUGGUUCGGAUUGUGAUUCGAAUGAAGAGAAAUAUUCAAAGGGAGUCACUGUUCAGUUUAGAAAUGAGGAGGAAAGCAGGAUCUUCCAUUGUGCAUUUGAGCAAUGGAAGAAAGGAAUCGUGACUCAAGGAGAAUCUUUGCCUAAUGGAACAUUGAGUAGUAAAAGCAAGUUUGAUGACAAGAUAGAGCCUUCAUCAGCAAAAAUGUAUUUCCAUUAUUAUGGACAGUUACUACACCAGCAAAAUAUGCUCCAGGACUAUGUCAGGACAGGAACAUAUUAUGCUGCAGUCAUAGAGAAUCGUGCAGAUUUUUUUGGUCGUGUGGUGGUAGAUGUUGGUGCUGGUAGUGGUAUCUUGUCAUUAUUUGCCGCUCAGGCUGGGGCAAAGCAUGUCUAUGCUAUUGAAGCAUCUGAGAUGGCAGACUAUGCCACCAAGCUUAUUGCUGGCAAUCCAGCACUUGGUGAGAGGAUUACGGUAAUAAAGGGUAAAGUAGAGGAAGUUGAGUUGCCAGAGAAAGCGGAUAUUCUGAUCUCUGAACCUAUGGGAACGUUGCUGGUGAAUGAAAGAAUGUUGGAGACGUAUGUUAUUGCAAGAGAUCGGUUUCUUGCUCCCACAGGAAAAAUGUUCCCAUCUGUUGGCAGGAUACAUAUGGCUCCUUUUAGCGAUGAGUAUUUGUUUGUUGAAGUUGCUAAUAAGGCCCUUUUCUGGCAGCAGAAGAACUACUUUGGUGUUAAUCUAACACCGCUGCACGAAUCUGCUUUCCAGGGUUACUUUUCUCAGCCUGUUGUAGAUGCAUUUGAUCCAAGGCUAUUAGUAGCUCCCGCGACGUAUCAUGUGCUAGACUUUGCUCAGAUGAAGGAAGAGGAUUUGUACGAAUUAGAUAUCCCCUUGAAAUUCACAGCCUCUGUUGGCACUAGAGUGCAUGGACUAGCUUGUUGGUUUGAUGUCUUGUUUAAUGGAAGUACUGUGCAACGGUGGCUUACUACUGCCCCUGGUGCUCCGACGACCCACUGGUAUCAGCUACGCUGCGUCCUGGCUCAGCCACUCUAUGUCAUGGCAGGGCAAGAAAUUACCGGCGGGCUUCAGUUAGUUGCACACAGUGCGCAGAGUUACACCAUCCAUCUCACUUUGUCAACUAAAAUGUGGGGUCCGGGUUCUGAACAAGGCGGAAUACUCCAGACCUCAUCAUGCAAACUCGAUCUGAAAGAACCAUACUAUCGAAUGUCUCAACCACAAGCUUACGCAAUGCCUCAGGAACCGCAACCUCAACAAUUCAUCCCUACACAGCUGCAGGAUGUACACAUUCAAGCAGAUGACCUAGAUGAUACAGAUUUGAUACAGCCGUUGCAGAAUUUGGAAGCUCAGCUCCCAUAGGCCCGGCCGGCUCUGUGUGACAAUAAUCUUCUUUUGACAUAGAUUUGUGAUCUCUGUAACAUAGAAUUAUAAACCCACUGGCUCUGGAAGGCCAAGGUUUCCCCCUCAGUGUAAUUCGCUUACUCCUUUCUCCAAACUAUUAUGAGGUGAUUUGCUUUUAUCGUUUGAAGCUUUACCUCAUGAGGUAUGCAGAAUAAUCGAGCCUUGUUUUCUCCGAAAUUUUGGUUCUUGAACUGCAUUUGGUGAAAUGUAUGGAAAACUUGUGAGGAUGAGUAUUGAUACUGGUUCAAUAUGGCAAAUGUUAACAGCGGCACCGCCGGCCGUAACCACCGUCGUUUCCACCGAUUCCGUAUCCUCGUCCUCUUCAAUUCCGUCGAGGGCGCUACGGAGGAAAAGCUACCUGCAUCCUAAAAUCCUCAAAACCCUAACUAAACCCUUAAACCCUUG